Fusarium coffeatum is the source of this 372-nucleotide messenger RNA. RefSeq lists its product as uncharacterized. The transcript has a single exon. Lineage: Eukaryota; Fungi; Ascomycota; Sordariomycetes; Hypocreales; Nectriaceae. The record is from RefSeq and is a predicted model, not a curated record. Bases 1 to 372 code for a protein of 123 amino acids.
AUGGGACGAAGAGAUACCUACUCUGAACCCCCUCGAAGCCACCGACGAUCCCGUCAAGAACGAGUCGAAGCUCGUAAAGAACACAAACAAUUCCAGAGCCAGAGUGGCUUCGACUGGACACCAGGCAUUGUCCUCGGCCUUUUGGGAGCUUUCGCUUUCCUCAACCACGACUUCGAUAAGUACAAGAAGAAGCAUGAGUGGCUAGACGGCGACUCCAAUGAUAGCAAGAGCAGGGAUGGCAGGGACAGCAAGGACAGUAGGGAAAGUAGGGAUAGUGGAAGAGGACGCAGUCGUUAUCGAUCAAGCAGUCGGUAUCCGGAUUAUUAUGACGAUGAUGAGUACUAUCGACGGGAUAGAGGGUACAGUCGAUGA